Camelus dromedarius (Arabian camel) is the source of this 4409-nucleotide messenger RNA. Its product is annotated as HLA class II histocompatibility antigen, DRB1 beta chain. The record is from RefSeq and is a predicted model, not a curated record. Bases 16 to 777 code for a protein of 253 amino acids. The transcript has 6 exons. Lineage: Eukaryota; Metazoa; Chordata; Mammalia; Artiodactyla; Camelidae. Gene Ontology annotation, cellular component: MHC class II protein complex; membrane. Gene Ontology annotation, biological process: immune response; antigen processing and presentation.
UCUGUGGUUCCCUCGAUGGCAGCACUGACAGUGAUGCUGAUGGUGGUGAGCCAUCCCUUGGCUUGGGCCAGGGAGACCCGACCAACUUUCAUGCAUCAGUUUAAGGGAGAGUGUCGUUUCUUCAACGGCUUGGAGCGGGUGCAGUUCUUGGCCAGAUACAUCUAUAAUACGGAGGAGGAUGUGUACUUCGACAGCGACGUGGGGGAGUUCAGGGCGGUGACCGAGCUGGGGCAGCCGGACGCCAAGUACUGGAACCAGCAGAAGGACUUCAUGGAGCAGAUGCGGGCCAAGGUGGACACGCUGUGCAGAUCAAACUACUGGGGAAUAGGCAGCUUCAUGGUGCAGCGGCGAGUGGAGCCCACGGUGACCGUGUAUCCUGUGAAGCCCCAGCCCCUGCAGCACCACAACCUCCUGGUCUGCUCUGUGACGGGCUUCUAUCCAGGCCACAUUGAAGUCAGGUGGUUCCGGAAUGGCCAGGAAGAGGAGGCUGGGGUGGUCUCCACAGGUCUGAUCCCUAAUGGAGACUGGACCUUCCAGACCAUGAUGAUGCUUGAAGUGGUUCCUCAGAGUGGGGAGGUCUACACCUGCCGAGUGGAGCACCCCAGCUGGACGGGCCCUGUCACAGUGGAAUGGAGGGCACAGUCUGAAUCUGCUCAGAGCAAGAUGCUGAGUGGAAUCGGGGGCUUCGUUCUGGGUCUGCUCUUCCUCGGGGUGGGGCUGUUCGUCUACUUCAGGAACCAAAAAGAACAUCUGGACUUCAGCCAACAGGACUCCUGAGCUGAAGGGAAAGUGGUAACGCUCAAGGAAGAACCUUCUGUCCCAGCUUCUUUGCAGCAUGAAACAGUUUCCUGCUUAGCUCUGAUUCUUCCGCAGUGAGAGUACUUCUCAGGGUCUGCUUUGCCCCUGGUUCAGUGACCCUGCAGAAAAUGCCCUCCCUGCUGGCUUCCUCAGCCCUGCCCUUGACCCGGAAACCCCGAAUACUGAAGACAGUGUCUUAUCUUCAUUCUUUCCUGGUCCUUUUUUCAUUCAACCCUUAUGGCCUUCCUUGCACUUGAACAUAGCUUUUACCCACAUUUCUUCACAAAGUUUUUCUCAAAUACGCAUGGAGUGGAACCACCUGUCUGAUACAGCUUCAAGGGAAAGGGAGUGGGGCGGGGAAGGGGGGGCAUGAGAAAUCCCCCCGCCAUCCCGCUCUCUUGAGUUCCUGUGGCUGUACUAAUGAUCAAGUUGACACAAAACAGAUUAACAAGAGAAAAUGAAAUGGAUUUUAAUUCACAUGCAUGGCAGUCUCAUAGAAAUAGGACCUAAGAAGUGGCCAAAGCAGGCAGCUUUUGUGCUUUUCAGACAAAGAAACAAUAAAUUUGUGAUAAUUGACAGAACAAAGAAACGUAGGUUUUGGGGGCUCAAAUAGUGAAGAAUCUAAACAGAGUUCGGGCUUGGGUAGUAAAUUAAAGAUGUAGCAAGCCUUCUUGGUCUGAAUUCCUGUCUUUGGUGAUGUGUGUCCUACCUCUGGAUGUAGCAGAUGUAUCUUUCACAACAGAGAUUAUUUCCUGCUUUCAGGAAGAAAGAAAGGACAGCCAGAGUGUCUCUCUUGCACUGGCUGUUUUUUUAAGUAAAUUUAAUUCAAAAUUAUCAAUAUGCCAUAGUGGCAUAUUUGGGGGUAACCUUCCCUGAACCCCAACAAGAGGAUUUCAUUAAGAUACAAUAAUGGUUUUUAUUUUUAUUUCUGAAUUUUGGUCACUUGUGGAUCAUAGUAGUUUUCCUUCCUUCAUUCUCUGUUUUAUCUUGAAUUUUCUGUAUUUUGUGAUUAGGAAUAUUUAGCUGAGCUACGAGAAAGUCCUUCAUUCACCCAUAUCGGGGUGGUCUCUUGCCUCUUUGCAUUCUCAAAGACAAAUAUAAACGUUCCUUCAUACCAUGGGACACAGAAAGGGACAACAAAUACAAGAAAUGCAGGUACCUUAUAAGGGUGUUAUGCCUUCAAAAUUUUUAUAAUCAUGUUCUUUUGUAUGUUUUCCCCUGCUAUUUUAAAAAGAAAGUCUCUAAACUUGGGUAAUUCUUGAACUCCCCUUUGGAUUAUGGGUGGGCUUCAACACUUCAGUCUUUUUUCUAUCAGAUAAAAAUCAGUUCUGUGCCGACUGUUUGGCUUGGAAUAUACCCUUCUCCAUAAAAAGUCUCAGGCCAUCAGGACCAAGCACAACAUUGAUGGAAAAGAUGCAUUUCUGAGGGCUUCCAGAUUGAGUGACAAACUUUCUGUCUGUCACAGGAGAAUCCUACGGGGAUCUUUGCUCAGCAGAAAUCAGAGACAAUGCUGGGAAAUAUUGUUUUAUUACAAUUUGUAAGUAAAAACAAUAGAAGAAACUUUUAAAAAAAAUCAUUGCCUAUGGGGCAAAAUGAAGGUUGAGGGAGACAAAGAUGAAAGCUGGGCUUUCUGAAUAUAUCUUAUUUAAUAAUUUUAUCUUGAGAAACAUUAAAAUAUUGUAUAUAAUAGAAAAUUUAAAUCAAAAGUUAAAAAAGGCAAUACCUAAAAACUGAAAACAAACUAACAAUUGAAACAAACUUGAAAAAAAAUGUAUAUGAUGGGAAAUAAGCUAGAAAAGAAAAUCAACUGUUUUGAUCCUUUCAUAAAACAGUGCAGAAACAUAGUUAUAGAUCAGUAUAUAGUUCAAAAUUCAUAGACUUCAAUAAUAUAAACAAGUUGGAUAGGUUUCAGAGAAAGGUAAUUACAUUGGUUAAGAAGAUGAUGGUUUCUGCUAUUGAAAUUCAUCUGAAGAGUCAGUUUCAAAUGUAAAUCAGAUCUAAAGAGCAGAUGAGAUAUUAAAAAGUUUAUUUCAAAGGAAUAGUCAGGUGAACAUAAUUUCUUCACUGUCAGAGACAACUAUUAUUUUAUUUUCAAGCAAAUUCAAAGCUUACUUUAUGUGUAGUUAAUUAUAUGGUGUAUUAUUUGUGUGAAACAGGGAACUUGGUAAAUUAAUAGUAACACCUGCAAUCUGUGGGAAGUUCUGUUGAUCCCAGGGUUGUAACUUUAUUCUUGAUUUGUUCUCUGGGAUGAAGACAUGAAUUGUCUCAAUUUAUCUGAGACCUGGGGUGUGGAAUUAUAAGGUAGAAUUAAAGUGAAUGGCAUGAAUAUUCAAUGAGCUCUGCUACUAGUAGCAGAAAAUUCAAUCAAUUGUCUUUAUUGUAAUUUAACUUAUCUCUCAUAGCAGAUUGAUCCCAGGUAGAGCUGGUCAGGUCACCAGGUUGGUGGCAUCACCAACACUGCUGGGAGUGUGUCCCACUGCCCUCUGUCCUCCCCUACAUGUCAGCUUUCCUGGGACAGGACUAGGAUGCCUGCGGCAGCCUGAGGCUUCCUGUUCUCGCAAAUCACUUUCAAAGGCAGGAAAAGGAACCGUUUCCCCUUGUGCUCUUUCACGAGGAGCAACCUUUCCCCAGGUAUUCCCCUUAGCCCCCCUCCCCUCCCGUGAGGAGCGCCAUGGGAUUACAGAGGCCUUACAAUCAGACAAACCGUGAAACCAUGAGUCACCGUUUUGUCGUGUGCGUGACUCACCUGAAGCAACUGGGAAGAAAAGAAGCAAAAUCAUUUGCUUUUUAGAAAGAAAAAAACUGUAGAUGAGGCAAGGGAGAAUAAUUUUAAAAUAGGAAACCAGGUUUCUGGUACUAUUAGCUUAUUUGAUUAUUUGUAUUUUUAAUUAUUUCCCCAUGAAAGAUGAUACAUUCUUAAUGGGUGAUAUCAAUUCAAGGGUUUGAGGGUUUUUUUAAAAAAAAUAUUGAGUAUUAAAGGCCAGUCAUAAGCCAAUUACCAGGAAUAAUAAAUACAUAAAUGAAUGAAAGCAAGAGCAUUAUUUGUUUGCCUUUAGAACAUAAUGCACUGAUACUUAAUUUCAUGAGGAAAACUAUUUUCCAGGGCAAUUUUUGAAAAGAGACACGUAAUAAGGAGUGACUAACUUUAAAAGAUGCUAAAACCUAUUAUAAAUCUAUUUUAAUAAGCACUAUUUCCCCCCAUUGAUUCAUUAUUGAUUAAAUACACCAGUAGAGCAGGGUCCAGAAUUAAAUUCAUGAACAGUUAAGAUAGUUUAAAGUUGUUUGUAAGGUGUAUCCCAAACUCAUUAUUUUCAACAAAAUGGAUUCUUGAUGAAUAAAACUUGAAACAUAAAAAAGUAUAAAAUUAAUACAUUGAAGAUUGUAUUAUUUCCAUUACUGUCAUCGUCAUUGUUAUAAUUAUGUUGAAAACAAAAGCCCUUUCUCAUCUCUGAUGAACUGCUGGUGAGAGUGUAUAAUACUACAACUUCUUUGAAAAACACUUCAGUUGUUUCUUAAAAUGUCAGAAAAUACAUUUGUCAUAUGAUCCAGCAGUUCCUCUCCUUGGAAUCUACCCAAGAGAAAUAAAAACUUAAGUCCACACAAAUAUAUGU